Stegostoma tigrinum is the source of this 1404-nucleotide messenger RNA. RefSeq names its product myb/SANT-like DNA-binding domain-containing protein 2. The record is from RefSeq and is a predicted model, not a curated record. The transcript has 4 exons. Bases 133 to 1035 code for a protein of 300 amino acids. Lineage: Eukaryota; Metazoa; Chordata; Chondrichthyes; Orectolobiformes; Stegostomatidae.
UUAUUGUAAGGACCGAUCAGUCUGGUCAUGACCGCUGCUUAUUCAAAAAGUGUACUUUAAUUCCUUAAAAAAUAAGGAGCGAUUUGGAGCACCGUGGGAUGACUUUCUAAAGUUAACACAGAAUACAACAUAAUGACUGGAUUUAUUAACCGAAGAUCAAUAUGCGGGGAUAUUUCAGGACAGGAGAGGAGAAAGUAUUUGACAGUUCGUCCUUACAUUCGACUGUUGGAAACAGCAUGCCCCGAUUGGCUACCUUUCAACUUCGAUUCCAAAGACCAAACACGUGAACUCUCUGGGGUUGGACUUUAUGCCAUUGGAUACAACACACGCUGGAACCCCAAGAUCCGCUAUUAUUUGACCAAGUUGAGCAGCAGAGGCUCAAAGCUGGUUGAAUCCUUUGUUACUGCAGGUGGUAAGGGCCACAAGGUAAUUGAGAUGAAAGUCGAGUCUAGAAAAUGGAGAAAGGUGUUCUACAAGUAUGUGGACAUGACAGUAAGUGAGGUGGAAAGCCUCCAGCUCCUCCAGCGAGUGAAAUGGAUGCCAUUGCGCAGAUGUACUUCUGAAGAUGUCCUUUCUCGCAUCACAGAGGAAAGUGGCCUUUUGGCAUUAGGCUACAGUGAACUGAACAUUGAGGUAAAUAUGGAUGUGUCAGACUUAGAUGGCAUUGAUGACUGGGCCGAUGAAUCAUCUGAGGACCAGGCUGUCUCCCCAGAGUCAGACACUGAGCGAGACAGUGAGCUCAGUGGAGUAAGUCAAGUCAAAUAUUGCUACAUAGAAGCUGUGGCAACUGGUAUUCGGGAGCAGCUCAUGAAACUACUCCAACGUCCAGUGAAUAUAAUUGAUGAUCAACAUUCCUGUGCAGAUAUCCAUCAUUUCAUCUGGCAUCCAUCUUCAAUGGACCAGAGUAAACUUUACUGUAAGUGGUACCCAGUAAAGUCUGAUGUCCUCAAACAUGGUUGCAUUCAGGAAUGUGUGGAGUCAGCCCUGGGCUACAAACUCAAGUAUAAGAAACCUGGGACUUGCAAGAUAAGAUAGGCCAACUGAAAAAAAAAUGGCCAAUUGCCUGACCAACAGUUUAAUUCAAAGCCAAGGAUUGUGCUAUCAUUUUCUAUGUUGCCCCUUAAGAAAUUGAGUUACUUUUAGAUUAUCCCGUGACUGCAAAUGUUUUGAAUAUAAUGAACAGGCACUAUCGCAAAUACAGGUAGCUAUGACUUGAUAAUUGAUGAUUUUUACUGUAUUAUUAAUACCCAUACCUUUUAAAUAACAAAAUAUCAUUUGAACAAGAACAAGUACAAAAGUCAAAUGAAUUAAAAUGAGCAGCAGUUCGUUUUUCAUAAAGUGAUCUAUGAUAUUUUGAAAAGUUUGUUUGCAUUAUACCAGUAGCUAAAGUAAUAUUAAUUGUAA